AUGCCCAAAGAAAAACCCAAAGAAAAGCUCCUCGGCAGAUUCAGGCGUCGAGUUUCAAGCAUAGUCAACCUCGGCCACAACGACGACGACGACCGUGACCGAAACAAUAAAGAUGCUGGACGCGCAGUCUCAGGCGACCGGGAAAGAGAGAAUCGGCGGCGAGGAAGAAGUUAUACCGAUGAUGAUGUGUAUGGAGAUGGGAGUACGGAGAGAAGGAGAGACGGUGAAAGACGACGGAAUAGUACUGUGGGGCGGGAGAGGAGGAGGAGACCUCAAGACCACCGCUCCAACACAGACCCCACAAACGACCGCAACUUCCCCUGGUCGCUCACCGAAAAAGAUCUCGAACGCAUACGCAGCGAGGAAAAGUAUGGCCCGGAUGAGUAUAUCCCCCCUGUCCCUCCCAUCCCGGAGAAAUACAGGAAAGAACUUCCUAAGAAGCCGACAGGGGAGAAACAGAAUCAAGGUCCUAGGAAAGAGGGGAGGGAAGUGCAACUUCCCGUACGGCUGAAACAGCAGAUUGAGAGGAAACAGCUGCCGGUGCAGAAGGAUGGUGGGGAGCAGGUUAAACGGAAAGCGGUGCAGGAGAAGGGGAGGGAGACGAGUGAGGAGAGGGCGAGGAGGGAGAAGGUAGAUGCGAUUUCAAGGAUUGCGAGGGAGGAAGCGGAGAGGAAAGCGCAGGAGGAGAGGGCGAGAGUGGCGAAACUUGAAAGACAGCGGAGAGAAAGGGAUAGGGAGAGAGCGGAGGAGGAGGAACGGAGAGGGAAAGCUGAGGCUCUGCGAAGAGAAGCGGACAGUAGAGCGCAAGAGGAACGAGCAGAAAAAGAACGAAGGGCAGAGCGUGAAAGACAGCGUCAAGCUCGUGAAGAAGAAGCACGGGAACAAGAACGGAGGGAACGCGCCGAAGCUGUAACUCGAGAAGCUGAACGUAAAGCACAAGCUGAGAAAGAGUCGAAAGAGAGAGCAGCAGCCAAAAAACGGGAAGCAGAGCGGAAAGCCCGCGAAGAAGAAGAGCGUAAAGCCAAAGCUGCCGCUCAACAGAGAGAACGCGCUGAAGCUAUAACACGCGAAGCAGAGCGGAAAUCCCAGGAGGAGAGAGCAGAGAGAGAACGAAAGGCAGAGCGUGAAAGACAACGCAAAGAGAGAGACAGAGCAGAGGAAGAAGAACGGAGAAAACGCGCAGAAGUUAUAACACGCGAAGCAGAACGUAAAGCGCAAGAAGAGAGAUUGUCAAAAGAAAGAAUGGCGCAGCGUGAACGACAGCGAAAGGCAGAGGAAGCUCACGCCUCUGCGUUACGAAGGGAGCGGGCGGAAGCUAUAGCUAGGGUAGCGAGGGAAGAUGCGGAACGGAAAGCGCAGGAGGAACGGGUUAUUAAGGAAAGGGCGGCGGCGAUAACGAGGGAAGCGGAACGGAAAGCGCAGGAGGAACGGGUGUUGAAGGAGAGGGCUGCUGCGAUAUCGCGAGCUGCGAGGGAGGAUCAGGAGAGGAAAGCUAGAGAGAGGGACGUGAGAGAGCAGAAGGUGCAACAUCCUAAUUCGCCGUAUAAGUUUGGGGAUAAUAUGAGGACUGUUAUGGAUGGGAUUGAUCAGGCGACACCAAGGGGAGGUAGGCUGGGUGGGGAGGGAAGGGAAAGGGGUGAUGGAGGGAGAAUGGGGGAUAAUAUGAGGACUGUUUUUGAGGGGGGUGUGGUGGGGAAUGGUGAUAAGGAUGAUGGGAAUGGGGGGAAUUGGAUAAGAGGAUAUCCGAAGACGGUAAUGGCGAGAGGGAUGGGGGAUAAUACCAGGACAGUUUUUGAGGGGGGAGAUAAGAAGAGGUGGUUUGAAUAG
Molecule: messenger RNA, 1827 nt
Organism: Glarea lozoyensis ATCC 20868
Lineage: Eukaryota; Fungi; Ascomycota; Leotiomycetes; Helotiales; Helotiaceae
Exons: 2
Coding region: 1-1827 (608 amino acids)
Source: RefSeq, a predicted model, not a curated record